AUGUCUACCUUCAGUUAUAGCUAUAAGAAGUACACCGCUACCAAACGUAGUGCAAACGAUGAAAACGCAAAUGGUCCACUGGCUGCUAAACGCAGCGCACCUCUCCAUCCUCAAACGCAUAAUGCAGAGACUUUGACCAGUGGAAAAAGGCUUAAAUUUGAUCCAGCAGCCAAAUUAUUUAUUGGCAAUCUGUCGUGGGAUACUACCUUAGAAUCCUUGGCACAUUAUUUCUCUUCCUUUGGUAAACUUAUGGAUGCUAAGAUUAUUAAAGAUCAUGACACAGGCAAUUCCAAAGGCUUUGCAUUUGUGACUUAUUCGUCAGCAGAAGAAGCUCUCCAUUGUCGCAAAUGGUGUGCCAUGAAUUAUCCGAGGUUAGAUGGAAGGAAUAUUUACGUUAGUGCUGUAGAGUGGCAACCUAAAGCGCUACGUGAUGCAAAGAGAGAAGAGAAAAGAAAAGCCAAAGAAGCAGAAAAUUCUGUAGGCCCCACGUUGCAAUGGGAGUUUAAAUGGUCUUCUGAUAAAGAUGCUGAGGUACAUGGCCCCUACGAUACUAGAACUAUGCUAAAUUGGAGUAAAGCUGGUUACUUUACGCGCGAAGCUUUUGUCCGACAAGUCGAUUUUAAUUCCAUAUCUGAUUGGAUUGCUGCACAAGAUAAUGAUAAUAAUGGUGUCGAUGAUAGUGCCAAUGUUUUAUCGGAGAAAACAGAGAAGCAAAUACCUGGACUCGUUGCAUACAGCGAUGAAGAUUCUGAUAGUGAAAAUGAUACCGCCAGUGUAGAAAGGGAAAACGAUAAAGAAAAAGAAAUUUCAACUGUUGCCUUGGACAAAGCAGAGGACGAAUCAAAACAGGGACGUGCGAAUCCAUCGGAAAAUUUCCAAGAUGAUGAUGAAGAAAAUUUUUCCGUGCCUAAUAGACUCGAAUUUAUACCCAUUUCGGAGAUAGACUUUACAAUGUAUCCUUAA
Molecule: messenger RNA, 963 nt
Organism: Trichoplax adhaerens
Lineage: Eukaryota; Metazoa; Placozoa; Uniplacotomia; Trichoplacea; Trichoplacidae
Exons: 9
Coding region: 1-963 (320 amino acids)
Molecular function (GO): mRNA binding; protein binding
Source: RefSeq, a predicted model, not a curated record